AACAGAGUAAGGCAAGGAAGACUUCAGGUUUUCAAAAUCAACUUUGGGUCCCUGGAACUCAAAGGCCCACCAACCACAACCAAGUACAUAAGAUCAAUACUUAGAACUAAAUAAUUUGGAACCAAUUAAUUCAUUAGAAAUACCAGAAUUGAACAGAGCUCACUAAUCCUCCUAUACAUAGAUCCAGUUACUCCAAAUAUUAUUCGCCUUAGCAAUAUCAUUUUGGAAUGGGAGGACAGUCACCUCGUUGGGAAUCAAAAAUCAGCUAAUCCAGUCAAUUAAAAAUACCUUUUUCCACACCCUUGAUGUUAGAGCCAGACAGUAAGCUUUCUGCAUGCUUGAAACUGGUUAUAUUUUGUUCUAUAAACAGUGCACGGUCUACAUUUAUUCAACCAUACUCUAGAGCACAUAUCCCUCAGCAGUGUUUAUCAUUCCUUGCUGAACUACUUGGUCACUGUAUUUUUUCACUCCAGCUCCCAGGAUUUGUUACUUUCUGCUUUAGUUGUUGCCUGCUGCUAAUUUAUUUUCAUGGACCCCUAUCAAACAAACAAGCCAACAAAUUCUUACCAGAACCUUUGAAAUGGCAGUGGUUCAAUUUCCAAAUAUUGCGCGGGGGGGGGGGGGCAGGGUAAUGGUGGGGAAAUUCCUGAAUAGAUGGCCAAACAGAGACCUACGGGGCUGGAAUCGAGGAUAACCUUUAGCUUGAGAAUGUUAAAAUCCAUGGAGGAUACAGUUCUAAAUGCCUAGUAGUCAUGUCUAUACAUUAUAAAUUAAUUACCCCCAGUAUAAGAGGCAGUGUGUAUCAAUAUACCAGUUGAUGGGCAUGAGGGUGCUUUCAGAGAUUGGAAAUAUUCCCUCUCUUACCCCCUUUCCCCUCUUUUUUGGACUACAUCUCUCAGAAUCCUGCAACUAGCGUGACCAGACUUUGGGGGUUAUAAUCCAAAAGGUAGUUUUUUCAAGUUCUGGGUGAGUUGUGAAAAUGUUCUGUUCGUGGACUUUCCUGAGGCAUCUAGUUGGCCAAUAGACUAAAUACUGACGUUAAGUUAUGCUAAUGUUCAGUAGAGCUUACUUUGUUCUUAAAGAUCUCCAUCUUGGGAAGGAAAUAGCUUGGAAAAGAGGGUGGAAGCUCUUUGUGAGUGAGUAGCAUGUUUGAAGUUCAUGCUAAUUGUCUCCGUUCUGUUUUGUUGUUGAAAGUUUUCUCUUUUAGUGCUGAACCUGAAAAUCACUACUACUUAAACUCACCAGUUAGCAGUGGACUGUAAUGGGAAUCUUUCCCAGUCGAAGGAAGGAGAUUACAGCUGAGCCAAGUCCACAGAACAGCCAAUGUCUCAACCCCAGCCUUGUUGUUACACCACCAGGUGCAAAUAUCUCUAUAGCAAUUGCAGUGUGCAAUUUCCCUUCUGGACAUGCAGAGCCAAUACUGAGGAUGGGAGAGCAGCUGAAGUUGCUAUCUGAAGAGGGUGAAUGGUGGAAAGUGGAAUCAAUUGUGACUGGCAAGGACUGCUAUAUUCCCAGUAACCAUGUAGCUAAAAUUUCUCACAGGUGGCUUUAUGAGGGCAUCAGUCGUGCAAAAGCUGAAGAGUUGCUGCUGCUGCCUUACAACUGUGAAGGCUCUUUCCUGGUAAGAGACAGCCAAGUGAGGAAAGCAGGUUGCUACUCCUUGUCAAUCAGACACACAAGUCAUGCUUCCUGGGACUGUGUGAAACACUAUCGCAUUAACUGCCUAGAGAACAGCUGGCUUUACAUUUCACCCCGCCUCACCUUCUCAAGUCUGCAGGAACUGGUAGACUAUUAUUCUGAAACUAGGGAUGGCUUAUGUUGUUGCUUGAAGGAGCCAUGCUUCAUUCAAGGAUCUACGUCACACUUACUCCAUAACCUUUCCAAACCAGUAGUAGUGAGCAAGCCAGCUCUCAACUGGCAGGAGAUCAACAGCUCCGAUUUCUUGGCAGAAGGCCCAGUACCAGAAGACUCUCCUAUCAGUCUGGGCCUGCGUGAAGCUGUAACAUCUUAUCUAUUAAUAACUGAAGACCGGCCUUUAGGUGACACACUUGACAUGAAGAGAUCCAGAAACACAUAAAAGGAUUAUUGGUAUUCACUUCUAGAAGAACAUGAAGCUUGAACAGAAUACAAGACUUUUUAUAUGCGCCUCAUACCCUUGAAUGCAGUAUGAACUUACUCCAGGAAGCAGUGACCAUUCAGUCCAAUAUGUCAUCGCUGUACAUCCCCCUCCCCUUUUUUGCCACUAUAGGCUCUGCGGAUUCCAUUCAGACAGACUAUAUGUGUAUUUAUAUCCAUCUAUUAAUGUCCGCUACUCCUACAGAAUUCUGUAUUAUGUAACUGUGAACAAGACUUGAGAAAUUUACAAUGAAUUUGCUUCAUUUAAAUUUCUGCAGAGCACCAAUGGCGCACUUCUUGAAUCAAGAGCUAAUAAAGGCAAACCACUUCAGAGAGCAAGAUUUGGAUAUUUGGGCAAUGAAAUCUUCCUUCUUGUUUCUUGAAUCUACUGAUGCAACCUUCUACCACUAAUGCUCUUGUAUUUUUCUGUCUUCUAAAGAUGAGGGAUGAAUGUUUUU
Molecule: messenger RNA, 2573 nt
Organism: Sceloporus undulatus (fence lizard)
Lineage: Eukaryota; Metazoa; Chordata; Lepidosauria; Squamata; Phrynosomatidae
Gene: SLA2
Product: Src like adaptor 2
Exons: 7
Coding region: 1262-2077 (271 amino acids)
Molecular function (GO): protein binding
Source: RefSeq, a predicted model, not a curated record